Messenger RNA from Gasterosteus aculeatus aculeatus (three-spined stickleback), 765 nucleotides. Lineage: Eukaryota; Metazoa; Chordata; Actinopteri; Perciformes; Gasterosteidae. The record is from RefSeq and is a predicted model, not a curated record.
AUGUCCAACCGAAGGGAGAAGAAGAAGGAGGAAGAAGAGGGAGCACUUGGAGCCGAAUCCGCCACAGCUGAUCCGGCUAUCAACCGGAUGGCAGCGUUGUUUGAAUCCUUUAUGGAAGUGCAGCGCAGCAGAGAUGAGCGGCUGGAGAAGGAGUCAUCCAAGCAAGCCCAUCAGUUCCAAGUCCUCACUCAUCAAGUGACUCAGUUGCAGCUGGAUGCGGAGGUAACUCGGGAACGGGGGACCAUACCGUUUCCAGCAGCCCUACGGGAGCCUACACCUGAUCCACCAUCGACCCUCAGAGGACUCAUUCACCUCAUUCCGCUCCUGACUGGCAAGGCCCGGUGUGCAUUUGUAGCUAUGGAUCCAGAGAGCACUUUGGACUAUGACCUUUUAAGGGAGGCCGUGCUAAAAAAAUAUGAGAUCAACUCAGAGACUUAUCGUCUGGAGUUCAGAGCCUUGGAGACCAGCCCAGAGGAGACGCCACACAAACCUUACGUCCGCCUGAGGGAUCUCUUCUCCAAGUGGGUCAAGUACGACCGGAGCAGCAAGGAGGGCCUCAUGGAGACUAUGGUGCUGGAACAGUAUCGCAGAGUCCUCUGUCCAGAGGUGAGGACCUGGGUCAAAGAACACAACCCAUUAACGGCAGCUGAAGCGGCCAGGCUGGUGGAGAACUUUGUGGCAGCACACCGAAGCUCCAGGAGCUACCUGACAACUGUCGAGUCAGUUGCCUUCAGGCAAAUGCCUGAAACAAUUAUUUUGUGUAGU